AAGCUAAGUCAUAUCUUUCGAAGUCGUUCGGCCGGCACCAUUUGCCAACGUUGCGAAAUAUAAAAAAAUAAUUUCUCAAACAAACAGCAAUAUUUGAAGCCUCCAACAACUCUCAAAACCAUGGCAAUGUACAGGAUUUUUUUAAGAUCAGCAAACUUUGGUCCGAAGGAGAUUUUAAGCCGACUAACACAACUGCCUAAAAUAGGUCGCGUUCAAUUUCAAACUACAAUUCAAGCAGCGAUGAACGAUACCCCAGUGAACUCGCUUGGCCCUCAACUGCAAGCUUUUAUACGUGAAAAGCAAGAACUCUGCCAGCCAGAAAGAAUACACAUCUGUGAUGGAUCAGAGGAGGAAAAUGACUUCAUGGUGAACCAAAUGAUUGAAGCGAAAAUGAUGAAACGAUUACCUUUAUACGAAAAUUGUUACAUCGUGCGCACAGAUCCCGCGGACGUUGCAAGGGUUGAAUCAAAGACGUUUAUCUGCACAGAGAGGCGGGAGGAUACGAUUCCUACACCAGCUCCAGGCGUCGAAGGGAGAUUGGGAAAAUGGGAGGCACCAGAUAAGAUGAAAAGGAAACUUUUCGAAGAAAAUUUUCCAGGCUGUAUGAAAGGUCGUACUAUGUAUGUUAUUCCAUUCUGUAUGGGUCCCCUUGGGUCACCUUUAUCAAAGAUUGGCAUUCAGUUGACGGAUUCACCAUAUGUAGUAGCAAGCAUGCGAAUCAUGACCAGAAUGGGAGAUAGAGUGAUGAGACGUCUUGAUGAUAACGACUUUGUGAAGUGCCUGCAUUCGGUUGGCCAACCUCUGCCUGCCCCAGAUACAGGCUAUGCAUGGCCAUGUAAUCCUGAGAAGACUGUGAUCACACAUUUUCCAGCAACGAGGGAGAUUGUGUCAUUUGGAAGCGGUUAUGGUGGCAAUUCACUUCUCGGAAAGAAAUGUCUGGCUUUGCGUUUAGGCUCCGUCAUGGCCAAGGAAGAGGGUUGGUUUGCAGAACACAUGUUGAUCAUGGGUUUGACCAAUCCAAAAGGAGAGAAGAAAUAUAUUGCUGCAGCAUUCCCUAGUGCAUGUGGCAAGACAAACUUGGCAAUGUUGAACCCAACCCUACCAGGGGGAUGGAAAGCAGAAUGUGUUGGGGAUGACAUAGCCUGGAUGAAAUUUGAUGAGAAUGGUGUCUUGCGUGCCAUCAACCCAGAAUAUGGAUUCUUUGGUGUUGCACCAGGAACAAACAUGAGUUCAAAUCCCAAUGCAAUGAGAACAGUUACAAAGAACACAGUGUUCACAAAUGUGGCAGAAACAAGUAAUGGUGGCUUCUACUGGGAAGGACUUGAAAAAGAAACUCCAUCUGAUGUAGCCAUAACUGACUGGCUUGGAAAUGAAAACUGGACCAAAGAUUCUGGCAGACCUGCUGCACAUCCCAACUCGCGUUUCUGUGCACCGAUUGGCCAAUGUCCUGUAAUGGAUCCUGCUUGGGAAGAUCCUGCUGGAGUGCCAAUCGAUGCUUUGAUCUUUGGAGGCAGAAGACCACAGGGUAUACCUCUUGUGUACGAGGCUUUCAACUGGCAACAUGGUGUGUUUGUAGCAUCAAGCAUGAGGUCAGAGGCAACUGCUGCAGCAGAACACAAGGGAAAAGUUGUUAUGCAUGAUCCCUUUGCAAUGAGACCAUUCUUUGGCUAUAACUUUGCCAAUUACAUGGAGCAUUGGUUGAGUUUCCAAGAUAAACCCAAUCUGAAUUUACCAAAGAUUUUCCAUGUGAAUUGGUUUAGAAAAGGAAACGAUGGCAAAUUCCUUUGGCCAGGGUUUGGUGAGAAUACUCGUGUCCUUGACUGGAUCUUGAGACGCUGUGACGGCCAAGAGGACAUUGCAGCACCUUCACCUAUUGGCCUUCUUCCCAAAAAUAAUUCGUUGAAUCUCGACGGUCUUGGUGAGAUUAAUAUGAGGGAAUUGAUGAGUGUUCCUAAAGAUUAUUGGUUGAAAGAAGUUGAGGCAAUCAGAAAUUAUUUCCAUGAUCAACUAUCAACAGAUAUACCAAGUGCAAUUGUAGACGAAUUAAACAAUUUGGAAGAGAGAGUUAGGCAAAGUUGAGUAAUUUUUAAAAAAUAUGCAAAUAAUGAUUAAUUCUAUUGUGAGGAUUCAUAGUGAAUUCAUUAGGCAACAGUUAGGGUAAAGAACCUUAGUUAUUAGAAUUAAAAUUACACAGUUGAACUUUGACAGUUCUAUACAUACUUCUUUCAAACUGAUUUAAAAGUAGUCGCUUAUUUUUCCCAAUUUAUUCUUCAGCAAUGAAACUUUUCUCUACAAGUAAUAGUUGUCAAAUUUGGAGGGGUCUUUAGGGUGAUAAUGAGGCUUACUAAAAACAUACUCGCUUUUUAGUUUAAUGCAAACAUAUUUUACAGUCAGGGGUUAGAUGUAUUGAGUGGUUAAAUUGUAGUUAGCUUAAAAACACAUGCUUUUGAUUGAUCAAAAUGAUCUGCCAUGUGUUUUUAAACUAACUUUGAUUUAACCAUUUUAUACAACUGGACCCCGGGAGACAAAUCAUAUGGGCAAUUUAUAUAAUAUAUUUAUAUUUAUAUCUAACUAUAUAAUGUGAUUAGUUGUAAAGGACUAUAUACAUGUAGCAAGCCAAUGAGCAAAAGAAUGAAAAGUUAAAAAAAAAUCGAGUCCAGACUCACAAAUUGUAGUGCCCUAAAUGAUAUUUCUUAGAUAAGUUAGUUAUUUAGCUCUGUGUAUAAUAGAACCUUAUAUAUUUGUUCUCUUUUAAUAAAAACAAAAUUUACAAA
Dendronephthya gigantea is the source of this 2774-nucleotide messenger RNA. Its product is annotated as phosphoenolpyruvate carboxykinase, cytosolic [GTP]-like. The coding region runs from base 121 to 2079 and encodes 652 amino acids. Gene Ontology annotation, biological process: gluconeogenesis; cellular response to insulin stimulus; propionate catabolic process. Gene Ontology annotation, cellular component: mitochondrion; cytosol. The transcript is spliced from 7 exons. The record is from RefSeq and is a predicted model, not a curated record. Gene Ontology annotation, molecular function: GTP binding; phosphoenolpyruvate carboxykinase (GTP) activity; manganese ion binding. NCBI's taxonomy places the organism in Eukaryota, Metazoa, Cnidaria, Anthozoa, Malacalcyonacea, Nephtheidae.